Harpegnathos saltator (Jerdon's jumping ant) is the source of this 1485-nucleotide messenger RNA. Its product is annotated as histone-lysine N-methyltransferase SETMAR. Gene Ontology annotation, molecular function: DNA topoisomerase binding; histone H3K36 methyltransferase activity; histone H3K4 methyltransferase activity. The record is from RefSeq and is a predicted model, not a curated record. Gene Ontology annotation, biological process: replication fork processing; mitotic DNA integrity checkpoint signaling; double-strand break repair via nonhomologous end joining. Lineage: Eukaryota; Metazoa; Arthropoda; Insecta; Hymenoptera; Formicidae. Bases 202 to 948 code for a protein of 248 amino acids. The transcript is spliced from 5 exons. Gene Ontology annotation, cellular component: condensed chromosome; nucleus; cytoplasm.
GCCAUCUAUUGAAUUGAAUUGAACUCUGUCUAUGGUCCAGCUCUCUUUAAAGGUCCUUAGUCCGGAAAAUCGAUGUCAUCGAAAACGUUGUUGGCUAAUUUCAAGUUCCUUUCUGGCGGAGCUAAUAUUUUGAGAGAGGGAGAGAGAUUGGUAUCAGAGAGAGAAAAAGUUAUCUUUAAUCAAUAGAGGAUACAUCAUACUAUGACUACUAAAGAGGAAGGAAAUAAUCUGACAACUGAAACAAAGACUGAAGAAAUACUAGAUAAUGCGACAACUGAGGAUGUACCAACCAGCUUAGAAACCUCCCCUGAAGGAACUGCAAUACGAAAUGGAACUCAAACAAUGUCAAAGGACAAAGCAAAAACACCUCAGGCGCAACUCUUUCACGCUAUCUUGACCUUCACCUUCGCCGUGGCUACUUUGGAUUAUGACAUCAGAAGCGAGAAAAUCUAUGUUGAAGAUUGCUACAAAUUAGUUGAUAUACUAUUAAAAGCAACUGCUAAUGCACCGAUAAUGAAGCAAAAAAAAUGGUCAGUUUGCCAAGACAAUCCUAUUGGACGGAUUUCGGAAUUUAUAAAAAAAUAUCUCAAAUUAGAUCCUAAUGAGAGAUUGAAUGGGGAUGAGAGCUUUGAAGAUGAAGAAGGUCGUGGGCGUCCAUCGGUAGUUAACAAUGACGAAUUGAAGGUGUUGAUCGAGGCAGAUCCGUGCACGAUUCGAGACCUUGCUGUAAAGUUAAACGUAAAUCAUCCAAUAGUUCUGGACCAUCUUAGGCAACUUGGAAAAUCAAAAAUGCUCGACAAAUGGGUGCCGCAUGAAUUGAAUGAAAGUAAAAAAAAUCGUCGUUAUGAAGUGUGCUUUGUGUAUCUUUUGCGCAACAACAACGAUCCAUUCCUCGAUUGCAUUGUGACAUGCGAUGAAAAAUGGAUUCUAUACAACUGCUCAGCAUAGUGAUUGGACCGCCGCGAAGUUCCACAACACUUUCCAAAGCUGAAACUGCACCAAAGAAAAACUAUAGUGAUGGUUUGGUGGUCGUCAGCCGGUCUGAUCCAUUACAAUUUCCUGAAUCUAGGUGAAACCAUCACGGUAGAGAAGUAUUGUCAAGAAGUCGAUGAAAUGCACCGCAGACUGCAACGUCUGCGCUCGACAUUGGUCAAUAGAAAAGAUCCCAUUUUUCUUCACGACCACACGUCGCACAACCGACGCUGCAAAAACUGAAUAAAUUAGGCUAUGAAACUCUGGUUCACCCAUUAUACUCACCAGAUCUCUCGCCAAUCGACUACCAUUUUUUCAAGUACCUCGACCACUUCCUGCAAGAGAAAGUUUUCAACAACCACGGCGCUGUUGAAAAUGCCUUUCGAGAAUUUAUCGAUUCUACGACGUUGGAAUUCUAUGUUACCGGAAUAAAUAAAUUUGUUUCUCGUUGGCAAAAAUUUGAUGAUUGUAAUGGUUUUUAUUUUGAUUAAUAUACUUUACUCUGAGCUGAGA